CCUUAUGUCAUGAUUGUGUUGCUGGAAGAAAAGAAAGUUUUAACUUCAUGUGUUUGAGUUUCACCAUUUCAUAUUUUUCUGGGAUUUGACUCAAUUAACAUUAUUUUCCAAUUCAAUAUAGUGGCAAGAAAAGUUCCUCUUUCCAAUGACUGCUUCGGAACUUUCGCGGGUUCCCGAGAAUGGCUCGCAAUACGAUUCAAAUGACUCCGACAGCAAAAACAAAGUAACUACUAAGAAAACUAGAAAACGAGGGGUUGUUUACUUAUCUACAAUACCUCCGUUUAUGAAUGUGGCGAAGAUCCGUGAAAUAUUUAGCGAAUUUGGUGAUGUGGGAAGGAUAUUCCUUCAACCAAGUGGAAAAAUAGGUGAAAAACGUAAGCGGGUUCCAAACCAGUUCACAGAAGGAUGGGUGGAGUUUGAAAAGAAGAAGGUUGCUAAACAAGUGGCACUCAAACUGAAUAACACUAAAAUAGGCACAAGAAAGAGGUCACGCUACUAUGACAUGAUGUGGAACAUCAAAUACAUCCCGAAGUUCAAGUGGAUACAUUUAAGCGAGCAACUGGCAUACGAGAGAGCCGCUAUGAAGCAGAGACUCCGGGCUGAGAUAUCACAAGCUAAGAAAGAAGCCCAUUAUUUGCAGAGUAAUGUUGAGAAGAGUAAAAAGAUAAAAAAACAGAAAAUGGUCACUCCUGAUGAAUAAACUUUAUUAAAAUUA
Molecule: messenger RNA, 715 nt
Organism: Amyelois transitella
Lineage: Eukaryota; Metazoa; Arthropoda; Insecta; Lepidoptera; Pyralidae
Exons: 2
Coding region: 146-700 (184 amino acids)
Biological process (GO): endonucleolytic cleavage in 5'-ETS of tricistronic rRNA transcript (SSU-rRNA, 5.8S rRNA, LSU-rRNA); endonucleolytic cleavage to generate mature 5'-end of SSU-rRNA from (SSU-rRNA, 5.8S rRNA, LSU-rRNA); endonucleolytic cleavage in ITS1 to separate SSU-rRNA from 5.8S rRNA and LSU-rRNA from tricistronic rRNA transcript (SSU-rRNA, 5.8S rRNA, LSU-rRNA)
Cellular component (GO): nucleolus
Molecular function (GO): RNA binding
Source: RefSeq, a predicted model, not a curated record